This is a messenger RNA of Gallus gallus (chicken), 786 nucleotides long. RefSeq names its product maestro heat-like repeat-containing protein family member 1. The transcript is spliced from 6 exons. The coding region runs from base 154 to 786 and encodes 210 amino acids. Gene Ontology annotation, cellular component: cytoplasm. The record is from RefSeq and is a predicted model, not a curated record. NCBI's taxonomy places the organism in Eukaryota, Metazoa, Chordata, Aves, Galliformes, Phasianidae.
GAGGAUGUGCUCAGUGCCAACGCCCGGAGCUGCUCAGCCUGGGAUGUGGUGGGGCACAUCUUCAGUGAGUUCAGCCGCACCACGGGAAGAAGGGCAGCUGGAGACCUUUCUGCCCAGGAAGCCCAGGAAGAAGGAGCUCUCCAAGAGCUCUGUAUGGACAUCCUGGAGUCGCUGGAUGUCUCUGUGAGCGGGAUGACCAAACUCCUGUGGCCACGGCUGCUGCUGUACGUGGUGCCAGCCCAGUACACCGGCAUGCUGAUCCCGGUCUCCCGCUGUGUCCAAGCGUUGGCUGAGAGAGGGGACCUGAUGGUGCGGGAGGUGGAAGAACUGGAUCCCCAUUUCCUCAGCUCCAUGUUUCAAGGCCCACUGCUGACUCCCCAGACACUGCUGGCACGCCUGCUGGUGGUGGCAGGGAGCCCUUUUGCAGGCAGCGAACUCCAAGCCGCUGCCUUGCUGCUGAUGCAAAACCUCCACAGCAGGAUCCACAGAGCUGUGGGGGCCAUGUGGGCCGCUGAGAUCCCCCUGCUGCUGCAGUACCUCCAAGGGAAAGAUGAGAGCUUCCCGGACUCUGCAGGGUGGGAGCAGCGUCUAUUAAAGGUACAGCAUUUCCAGAAGGCACGGUGCAGAGAAGUGUCUGCCUGUCUCAAGGAGCCCCGUUCCCAGAGAAGACAGGAACAGCCUCUCAAAUGCUGCUGCGGAGCGGCCGCACGCCUCUGUGCUGCUGCCUCUUCCUCUUUGUCCCAAGCCCAAGGGGGAUCCCAGGAGAAGAGCAGCAGGCAGCUAUAA